Molecule: messenger RNA, 1341 nt
Organism: Heterotrigona itama
Lineage: Eukaryota; Metazoa; Arthropoda; Insecta; Hymenoptera; Apidae
Source: the annotation of a GenBank genome assembly
AUGAAGGAAAAGAAGAAAGGAAAACGGUAGUUAAAUUAAAAGUUCUAGUCGCUGAUCACAAGAUUAGAAAGCAGAAUUUGUCGUGUCAACGCAACGCAUCGGUCGUUAAUGGAUUAACCUAACGAAUUAAUCCAACGCGGAGGUAAUCAAGAUGUCCGAUUAAUCAACAUUGUUCACGAUUGUUUCAGGAUGUUUGGAAGCAGUGGUGCUUGCGCAGGCUGCGGCAACGCGAUACCUGCCACCGAGCUAGUAAUGAGGGCGGGUGGAUCGGUAUUUCACCAGAAAUGUUUCACCUGCAGCAAAUGUGGAAAUCAACUCGUUUCCGGCGAUAGGUAUUACCUGCUGUCGGGGUCACCGGUCUGCGAAACGGAUUGGCACAAAAUCGUGAAAUCGUCGAGCGUCGCGGCCGCAGCCGCCGCGGCAGCGGCCGGCAACGGUGGCGCACCGAAGUCGCGAAUGAGGUGGCAACCCGGUCGGUCGCCCGAAGAAGGUACAAGCCUCUCCGCAGCCGACGCCGGUCGUCGUACCGUCACAGGUCGACGUUGUGGACGUCGCUGUCGGAGGGGAUCCCUAUUCGCCGCCUCCGCCGGGUCAUCAGCAGUACCACCAUCAUCACCACCACCAUCACCAUCAUCAUCAGAUGGGACUCGUACAUCCGGGACUGGCGGUACAGCAAACGCACCUGCAGGCGUCCACCUACCAGGAGUGGUCUCCGUGGGCACAGGACACCUGCGACUGAACAAUCAACCUCGUUCAACCACUUAUCCGAGUGUCGGGCCCGUCUCCUGGCUGAACGAAUCCUCGCCCUGGUCUCGAGGCCCUGAUCUCGUCGCCGCUGGACCUCUUCUCCGUUUCACCGUCACCGUCACCGUCACCGGUUCGAAGAUGGAAGAACGGAAGAUGGAAGAAUCGAGCAUCACUCUCUUCGUUCGUAGGGUUCUUGCGAUCCUUCGCCAAACCGAACAAAAGGGAUGGAAAUUGUCGUGUGAACUCCUUCGAUUCGCGAGCGGUUUUCUUCCGUGGAUACGGAUGAAACAGGUGAUAGAUUGGUGUGUCUUGCCUCUUGUGAACGUUGUGCGCGAGUGCAGGAGGGGACGAAGGAUCAAUCCUUGGGUGCCUGCAAUACGAGGCUCUCGUUCUGCCUGUGACCGAACCGUUUAUGUCGCUAGGAAGAACUCCAUAAACGAUGAUGGAGAAAAUAAUAAUCUCCAACAUAUCAAUGAAACCUGCGAAAGUGUUCAAUGUCCAAGCAAACUGCGACAAAGGACUGAACCAUCAAAGCGAAAUGUUCCGACGAUGUCAAUCUUUUUCCUUUUUAUGAAAAUUAACGCGCAAAAAUAA